UCCCUCCUCUUUUCCUAACGAUUUCUUCCUGCGCUAGCUAGUGGACCGUCUCUCGACUCUCUACUGCUGCCAGCAUCAACAGAGAUGUCUGAAACAAAGCUGAGGGAUCUGGGGCCCCAGAUGGAGGCCUUGAAAGCUGUUCUCUCCGACCUCCUGUCCUCACCAAUGCUAGAGAAAUUCGCCAGGGUCUGGCAAGAAAUGGGAGUGGAGGACGAGAACCUGGCCACACGUCGGGACACCAUUCGCCUCCACAUCCACAACCUCAUGGAGGACAUGUACAGAGAGGAGGAGGUCUUGAAGGCCAAACUCAUCGAUAGCGUUGCCCACUGCACCAAGGAGCUCGCCGAACUCUGCAACCAGCUCUCCCUUCCCUUUGAGGGGCCUUCUGACGACCUUCCUCUGGCUGCCAGAGAGAAACAACUUCGCCAGAAAGCAGACACUCUCACAAAGGAGAAGCACAGUCGUCUCAAGAGGCUGAAGAGACUCAGUGAACUCGAGGUGGCCAUGUGCCAUUGCCUCGACGAGACACCCAAGUUGACGAGCAUCCUCUCGUCAGGUCAAGUGCCGUCCGAGGACGAGCUGCAGCACUACCGCGGACUGGUCGGGAGACUCGAGAAAAAGAAGGCACGGAUAAAUGACAGGCAGGCAGAGUUCCUUGCCCUGCGUGAGAAGGUGCUGGGUCUGUGGAAUGAGCUGGAGAUGGAGCCACACGAACAAUUUGAGCAGCAAGUGGCCUCUGGGGACAUCAGAGUGUUUGUCCUCUCCUCAGAGAACCUCAUUCGACUCAACAGGUUCUAUGCUGAGUUGGAGGAAGAGGCCACCCAUCUGGAGGCCAGGGCCCACCAGCUGCGGGGGACCAUACGAUCUCUCUGGGAGAGACUGGAGGUACCUCAAGACCACCGAGAUGCCUUCUCCCAGCUCUACACCGGACACAAACCCAAAAUCAUUGCCAGCUUGUGUGAGGAGAUGAGUCGUCUGAACGAACUCAAGAAGCAGCACAUGCAGAAGUUCUGUGAGGCCACCAGAGAAGAGCUCCACGUGGUCUGGGACCAGUGUAUGUAUGGUCCCCGGCAGAGGAGGGAGUUCAGCGCUGCUUUCACAGAUGAGUUCAGUGAAGAUCUCCUGAGUGCCCACGAGAGCGAGCUGGACCGCAUGCGAGGAUUCUACCAGGACAACAAGGAGAUCUUUGACCUCCUCCAGAAGAGAGAGAAGCUCUGGCAGCAGCAAAUUGAACUUGACAGGCAGUCAAACGACCCCAACAGGUUCAACAACAGAGGUGGGCAGCUCCAGAAGCAGCUGAAGCUCCGUAAGCAGCUGGAGAAGGAGCUUCCUCGGACGGAGAGGGAGCUCAGCGGCGUGGUGACCCAGUGGGAGGAGGACCACGAGAGACACUUUGUCGUCCUCGACACCCGGUUCCUGGACCUCAUGGAGGAGCAGAUUGAGGAGAGGUCCCUGAAGAAGGAGACCGAGAAGAUGAAAAAGGUGGUGAAAAGUUUGGCCAAGAACAAAGUUGCCCAUGCCUGUCAGCAAAUGGAAGAGAAGAAGGACAAAGAGGAGGCAUUGAUGUUUGAGAUGACCUAUGGCAGCAGACCCACCACUCCUGUCAAGAGGCGAGGUGGGACGACUCCAGUGAGUAACAUCAGCAAACAGAGAAGAGUUGGUCCGUCUCCUCUCCACUCGGCCUUGCGACAGCAGCCUUCAAAGAAGGUCAACAACACCACUACCUCUCAGAAACGGCCAACAGGGCUUCCAACACCAGGACGUAAGAGACCUCCCACAGCCUCCUCAUCAAGGAGAAUCCUCGCUGAGAAGAACACACACCACGAACCCUGUCCAGACGAGAGUUUGUUCACUCAGGCCAACUUCUCUCUCGCCUCAACUGGCUCCUACACUGACUUCCAGGUCGAGACCUAUAGGCAGAAAAGGACUGCACGGUGGCCUGGACAACCAGAAGUCAGCCAGGAGCAGCACACUUCCCAAAAGCUCUUCUACUCAGAAUUUGGCCACAAAAAUAUGAGACAUUGUGUGUCCUUCGUUUCGUCGCCUGUGAGCGAGAGACGAGCUGCGCGCAGGACCGAAUGGAGCGGUUAUUCUUGGCAUCACAGAGUCCCCAAAGUCAUUGAAAGGGGCAAGGGAAUUUCGAUGAACACCCGCCCAGCAGCGCCCAAGUUGAUAAACUUUUGCCAAGUGUCGCUAACAAAGCACGUGGAGUGCAGUUCAGUGUGUGCUGACGACCAUCAUGUGGAUAAUCUCGUGGUUGAGUCUGGCACGUCGUCGUUCCAAUCCAGUCCGAGAGGUUUCAGAGUGGAGCAUUUUGUCCGACCGCCGGUCCACCUGGACUUCAGUUUCCUGGCUCCGAUCGACGUGGCCUGUGUGGUGGUGAAACCCGACUUGGGCGACGAAGACUCUGCAGCAACUUUCACUGUCUCUGCUACUGCCGGCUCCAGGUCCCACACGCGGCACGAGGACCUCCUCACAAUGGGGCGUGGGUCGGUGAGGGGGAAGGGAGCUCUCCUGCUCAUGAAGAACAGGGUCUUUGAGAGGAGGUGUGGCUGCAGUGUGGACCUCGGGUCCUUCACUGGUGUUGUUGGUAGUCGGUUGACUGGUGCAGACAGAGCAGCGGGGAGGGAACCCACAGAAGACUCACUGAAGGACGUGUGCCGCAACGUAAGGCACUUGAGACUGACUGUCAACUACUUCUCUGGGCCCAGGCCGGUGUCCCUGGAGUUGGUUGAAAUUUGGGGGAAGUUGGGAACAUCUGCGUCUGAGGAGGACUGGCAGAAGGCUCUGGCUGCACUGGCCAAGCUGGAGGAAAAGGUCCCUGCUGUAUUUACUCCCAGGGAAGGGGUGGUGUUGAUGUACAAAGCUGACUCCAGGCCCACCCCAGAGUGUGGCCUAGCAGAUUACCACCUGUGUGAGAAAUCAAUCUGUCAUUCUCCCUGCCCCCUUGAUGGAAAAGGGAGGGAAGGCUCUGUAAAAGCUGCUGCUUUUCCAUUGACUGUUAGCGGGAAUGAGAGCAGUGAGUUGAGGUGCAGCUCUACCCAGUGGGAUCAAAGAAAUUUCUGUGCCCCAAAGUCAAAGGGUCUGGUCACAGGGAGCUCUGAGUAA
Molecule: messenger RNA, 3108 nt
Organism: Geodia barretti
Lineage: Eukaryota; Metazoa; Porifera; Demospongiae; Tetractinellida; Geodiidae
Source: the annotation of a GenBank genome assembly